Neofelis nebulosa (Clouded leopard) is the source of this 1535-nucleotide messenger RNA. RefSeq names its product ABI family member 3 (gene ABI3). The transcript has 8 exons. Gene Ontology annotation, molecular function: SH3 domain binding. Lineage: Eukaryota; Metazoa; Chordata; Mammalia; Carnivora; Felidae. Gene Ontology annotation, biological process: regulation of cell migration. Bases 83 to 1180 code for a protein of 365 amino acids. Gene Ontology annotation, cellular component: lamellipodium. The record is from RefSeq and is a predicted model, not a curated record.
GAAGGGAGAGCGACCAAUCAAGGACAGGGUGAGGCGCAAAACCGGCCGGCUCCCAGGGGAGCCAGCCAGAGGCUGGGGGGCCAUGGCCGAGCUACAGCAACUGCAGGAACUUGAGAUCCCCACGGGCCGGGAGGCCCUGCGGGGCAACCACAGCGCCCUGCUGCGUGUCGCCGAUUACUGCGUGGACAACUACGUGCAGGCCACAGACAAGCGGAGGGCGCUGGAGGAGACCAUGGCCUUCACCACCCAGGCUCUGGCCAGUGUGGCCUAUCAAGUAGGCAACCUGGCCGGACACACUCUGCGGAUGCUGGACCUACAGGCGGCCUCCCUGCGGCAGGUCGAAGCCCGUGUGAACACGCUGGGCCAGAUGGUGAGUAUGCAUAUGGAGAAGGUGGCCCGAAGGGAGAUCGGCACCUUAGCCACUGUCCAGCGGCUGCCCCCUGGCCAGAAAGUCAUCGCCCCCGACAGCCUCCCUCCCCUCACGCCUUACUACCGGAGACCUCUCAACUUUGGCUGCCUGGAUGACAUUGGCCAUGGGAUCAAGGAUCUGAGCACGCAGCUGUCGCGGACGGGGACCCUCUCUCGAAAGAGCAUCAAGGCGCCUGCGACGCCCGCCUCCGCCACCCUGGGGAGGCCACCGCGGAUCCCGGAGCCGGUGCAGCUCCCUGUGGUGCCCGACGGCAAGCUCUCCGCCGCCUCGUCUGCCUCUUCCCUGGCCUCUGCAGGCAGCGCCGAAGGUGUGGGUGGGGUGUCCGCGACCAAGGGGCAGGCAGCACCCCCACCCCCACCUCUCCCCAGCCCCGUGGCUCCACCUCCUCCACCGGCCACCACGGAAGUCUUCCUGCCGCCCCCUCCGCUGGAGGAAGUGUCCCUGCCCCUGCUGGCACCAGAGCUGCCCCUGGACCUGCCCCCUCCUCCACCCCUGGACGUCCAUGAGCUGGGACUGCCACAUCUGCCCCCACCAGGCUUCGGGCCAGAGGAACCUAGCUGGGUCCCUGCUGCAUACCUGGAGAAAGUGGUGACGCUGUACCCAUACACCCGCCAGAAGGACAACGAACUCUCCUUCUCUAAGGGCACCGUCAUCUGCAUCACACGCCGCUACUCCGAUGGCUGGUGUGAGGGAGUCAGCUCGGAGGGGACUGGAUUCUUCCCAGGGAACUACGUGGAGCCCAGCUGCUGACAGCCUGGGGCUUUCUGAGCUCCCGCCCGGAGCACUGCGCUGCGAGCCUCUUGAGCUCCAGUGCAAAGUCAGCUCCAGAGUCAAGGCGGGACCCGGCCUGCCCACCUGUGAGCUGUGCCCGCCCCUUCCCCCUCCUUUCGGUGGUGGGAAGGGGUCCUGGGGAGAGAAGGGAUGUAUCCGAAGGCCGAAGGCCUGCCGCAGACAGGAAAGAACCGGAAGCCAAAGGACUUUGGUGAUCUUGUCCACAGAAGACCCACCCCUCCAUGCAGCACUGAGUGCCAACUUUGAAUAAAACUCUGAUGACCUCCUGGUGAUUGCCCCGCAGGGCUGGGGGGCCAGAGAGGAGGGAGUUAAA